This is a messenger RNA of Condylostylus longicornis, 2733 nucleotides long. It is a transcript of the gene Sb, whose product is annotated as serine proteinase stubble. The transcript is spliced from 11 exons. The record is from RefSeq and is a predicted model, not a curated record. Bases 110 to 2485 code for a protein of 791 amino acids. Gene Ontology annotation, biological process: proteolysis. Gene Ontology annotation, molecular function: serine-type endopeptidase activity. NCBI's taxonomy places the organism in Eukaryota, Metazoa, Arthropoda, Insecta, Diptera, Dolichopodidae.
UUUCAUUUAUAAAAUCUAUUUUGAAAAGGAAAACAAAUUAUGGAGAAAAUUUUGAACAUCUGAAAGGAAAAGCUUUUAUGAAUUUAAUCUGGAUUAAUGUCUCAAACGAAUGCCGAAUUUAGGAAAUACAGUCUUCUCCACAAUGUGGUGGAGUAGAUGGCUGGUCACAAUUCUAGUCAUUUUAGUAUAUCAAAUCACCUUAGAUAAUUUCUUUUUAAGUAAAUUUAAAAUAGUGGGAGUUCUAGCUGAUAUAACAGCGUUAGAUAGCGCUGGUAGAAUUUAUAAUAGAGAUAGUAUUAGUCAAUAUCAUAACCAAUAUCAUCAUCAUCAUCAAACACAACAUCAUUAUGAAAAUUCACUGUCAGAAAAUCGUUAUAUAAAUUCAAAUCCUGCAGAACAACAGCAACAACAACAACCUUUACAUCAAUUAAAUCAACCACAACAAAAUUCACAAUAUUAUAGUAAUAAUUUUCAUACUAGCCAAAAUUUUAAAAUUAGUCCAAAACCAUGUAGUGUGGGCAGAUUUGAUGGUACAUGCAUGUUCGUUUGGGAAUGUAUUCGUUCAGAAGGUCAUCAUGUUGGAAUGUGUGUUGAUUCAUUUAUGUUCGGUUCAUGUUGUUCCCAUAAUAUAACAGAAAAUGUUGUUAUGCCUCAAGCAUUUGCAUAUACAAGACCAACAAAACCAUUAACCGGUAUUAGACCUAAACCACCAAAUAUUCCACAUAAACCAUCGAGUAUUGUGGGACUUACAACAAUUGAACGUCCUCAUGGUGCUGGUACAUUAGUUAUAAGACCUUCAGGUUUAAGUCAUCAAAGACCUAAUACACAAUUAAUAUCAUCAGCAUCUUCAUCGUCAAUAAUACACCAAAAGCCAAUCUUUUUUAACAAUAAUAAUGUAGUAAGUAGUACAACAAUUAAAAAUCCUAGUCUAACAAAUUCAGUAGAUGAUUUAGAAACAGCAGCUAGCGUUGGCGGCGGAAGUAUUUUUAAUACAUCACCACAAACAGCUCAGUGGCAUAUGACAACUGAACCGAAUUUUAUAACAAAACCUAGGCCACCACUAUGGGAAAAACCAUCAUCAUUACGACCAAAACCUCCUAAACCAACAAAAAAACCAAUUUUCAUAGACAGACCAUUUGAAAUUUUAACAUCGAGUGGUUCUUACGAUACAAUCACAAAAAAACCGAACACAACGAAGCCUAAACCUCAAAUAUUUUAUCCAAAACCAACAAAAGCAUCAUUUACAACACCAAAACUUCCACCAUCAAUUACUUAUUCAACAACUUAUAGACCACCUCCAACAUAUGUAAAUUCUUUUAGUACAACUUCUGGAAAUAAAACUACCCCUUCAACUACAACGCAUAGAAAUAAUCCAUCAACAACAAUAUCUUCAACAACUACUACAACAACUACAACAUCAACCACAACAACAACGUCAACAACAACAGUUAAACCUAAAACUACAACAUCAUCAACAACAACAACUAUACCAAUAACAACAAUUCCAGCAGUAACAUCAACUAUAUCUAAUUUAACUGGACAACAAACUACAACUGAUAUUCAAAUUAUUUCUAAUAUAAUUGAUAAAAAACCAAUUCCAGUUACCGAUGAUCUCAAAUCUAGUACAAUAUCAUCAGCAAUUGAAACAAAUGAAAUAAAUGAUCCAUCAAAACCACCAUUAAUACCAACACUUUCAGCUGCUCGAACAGAUUGUGGUGUACCAUCACUUUUUACUCGUCCAGAAACGAGAAUUGUAGGUGGUAAAAAUGCACCAUUUGGAAGAUGGCCAUGGCAAGUUUCUGUUCGUAGAACAUCAUUCUUUGGAUUUUCUAGUACACAUCGAUGUGGUGGAGCUUUAAUUAAUGAAAAUUGGAUUGCAACAGCUGGACAUUGUGUUGAUGAUUUAUUGACGUCACAAAUACGGAUUCGAGUUGGUGAAUAUGAUUUCUCUCAUGUUCAAGAGCAACUACCAUAUAUAGAACGUGGCGUUGCAACAAAAGUUGUACAUCCAAAAUAUAAUUUUUUUACAUAUGAAUAUGAUUUAGCAUUAGUUAAAUUGGAACAAUCAUUAGAAUUUGCACCACAUGUUAGUCCAAUUUGUUUACCAGCAACAAAUGAUUUAUUAAUUGGGCAAAAUGCAACUGUAACUGGAUGGGGUAGAUUAAGUGAAGGUGGUACAUUACCAUCAGUAUUACAAGAGGUUUCGGUUCCAAUUGUCAGUAAUGAUCGUUGUAAAAUGAUGUUUGCUAGAGCUGGAAGACAAGAAUUUAUUCCAGAUAUAUUUUUAUGCGCUGGUUAUGAUACAGGUGGUCAAGAUUCUUGUCAAGGUGAUUCUGGUGGACCAUUACAGGUCAAAGGCCAGGAUGGAAAAUAUUUUUUAGCCGGAAUUAUAUCAUGGGGUAUUGGUUGUGCUGAAGCAAAUUUACCUGGAGUUUGUACUAGAAUAUCAAAAUUUGUUCCUUGGAUAUUAGAAAUUGUUCAAUAAAAAUUAAUAUUUUUUAAUUAUAUAAUAUUAAUAGAAUUAAAAUGGAUGAGACUUUGGAUUACUAGAAGUAAAAUGUGAAAAAACCUAAACGUCUUAGAGCGCUCGACUAAUUCACAAUAUGACUUGCACUCAAACAUAUCAAUAUCAUCAAAAAACCAAUAUUAAGAGGAAAUUAAUUAAAUAAAUAAACAUGGAAAAUUCACUUAGAAAUUAGAAAAAAUUCAUAUAUAAAUAUAUAUAUACAUAAA